Molecule: messenger RNA, 3721 nt
Organism: Rattus rattus (black rat)
Lineage: Eukaryota; Metazoa; Chordata; Mammalia; Rodentia; Muridae
Product: zinc finger protein 45-like
Exons: 2
Coding region: 350-2914 (854 amino acids)
Biological process (GO): regulation of cytokine production; regulation of immune system process; negative regulation of transcription by RNA polymerase II
Cellular component (GO): nucleus
Molecular function (GO): DNA-binding transcription activator activity, RNA polymerase II-specific; RNA polymerase II cis-regulatory region sequence-specific DNA binding
Source: RefSeq, a predicted model, not a curated record
UGUGUGUAUUCCAUAGAUCAAUAUUUUCUUCUUUAGUUACUUUCCAACUUUAAUGUUUAAAAAGUUAUAUUUAUUUAUGUGUAUGGGGAGCACACAUAUUGCAGUGUUGCUCACUUGUGGUAAUUUGUAAAACUCUAAACUGGUCUCAUUAAUAUAAGUACGGGAGCUUGCAGCACUGACCUUGGCUUCUGGGCGUGUCGGUGAGAUGACAGGAUACUUAGUGUUAAAGGAAGGGAGCCAUUCGUUCUCUGGUUCAGUGAAAUCUUAGGCUGUGGUCUUAACUGUAUCACUCCAGCAUCAGGCAACAGAGCAUUCACACGCCCUGCCUGCCUCUCUCUGAAUUCUCUUUAUGCUUUUAGGAGACAAGAAUCCAGAGGACACGGAGUCUCUCGAGGAGGUGGGACUGAGGCACCUGCCACACGAGGAGCUUUUCUGCUCACAGAUCUGGCAGCGAGUUACAAGGGAGUUAACCAAGGCUCGAGACUGCAGAGUAUGUGUCGGAGAAAAUGGCUCUCCGGUGAAACCAGAGGAUGUGCACCGUGAAGACGAGGAAUACAGCAAACAUUCCAGUCAAAAUUCAGUCCUUCAGGUUCACCACAGGGAAUGCCAUGAAGAAGAGGCAAAUGAGAGAGAUUUCGGUUGCAGCCACCAUCUUCGUACCAGUACAGGAGAAAAGUCCUACAAGUGUGGAAAAUGUCACAACGCCUCCCAUUGGUUCUCAAGCCUUCAGUCCCAUCAGGGAGUGUGUGAUAGACCCAGGUGGAACAAGUCUGUGUCACAGUUUAAAAUUUUCCGUCAGUGGCGACUGUUUCAUUAUCAACAGAGCAUGCCCAAUGGAGAAAAUGCACAGGAAUAUGAGGCAUGUGGGAAUGCCGGGAAAAACUCCUCUGGUCAGACAGCUCUGUUCGUCCACACCGCAGAGGAACCCUAUUCAUGUGAGGAGUGCGGGGCACGCUUCAGUCAGAGCUCAUACCUUCAAGUCCACCAGAGAGUUCACACCGGAGAGAAACCGUACAAGUGCGAGGAGUGUGGGAAGGGCUUCGGCUGGUUAUCACAACUUCAUGCUCAUCAUCGAAGUCACACUGGAGAGAAACCCUAUACAUGUGACGUGUGUGGCAAGGGCUUUAGUUACAGCUCACACCUUAACAUUCACUGUAGAAUCCACACGGGUGAAAAGCCCUAUCAGUGUGAAGAGUGUGGGAAAGGCUUCAGCCAGGCCUCCAACCUCCUGGCCCAUCAGCGCGGCCACACUGGCGAGAAGCCAUACCAGUGCGAUGCUUGUGGGAAGGGCUUCAGUCGUAUCUCUGAUUUUAACAUUCACAUUAGAGUCCACACGGGUGAGAAGCCUUAUAAGUGUGAGGAGUGUGGGAAAGGCUUCAGCCAGGCCUCAAAUCUUCUGGCCCAUCAGAGAGGCCAUACUGGAGAGAAACCCUACAAAUGCAACACGUGUGGGAAGUCCUUCCGUAGGAGUUCAGACCUUAACGUUCAUUGUAGAAUCCACACCGGAGAGAAGCCCUAUAGGUGUGAGAAAUGUGACAAAGUCUUCAGCCAGUUCUCAAGUCUCCAAGUGCAUCAGAGGGUCCACACAGGAGAGAAACCAUAUCAGUGCUCAGAGUGUGGGAAGGGCUUCAGUGUAGGUUCUCAACUUCAAGCCCACCAGAGGUGCCACACUGGAGAGAGACCCUACCAAUGUGAGGAGUGUGGGAAGGGCUUCUGUCGGGCGUCCAACUUUCUAGCUCAUCGUGGGGUCCACACAGGAGAGAAACCAUACCGAUGUGACGUGUGUGGGAAACACUUCCGGCAGAGGUCCUACCUCCAGGCCCACCACAGGGUCCACACGGGAGAAAAACCGUUCCGAUGCGAGGAGUGCGGGAAGGGCUUCAGUUGGAGCUCAUACCUCCAAGCCCACCAGAGAGUCCACACGGGAGAGAAACCGUACAAGUGUGAGGAGUGUGGGAAGGGCUUCAGCUGGAGCUCAAGCCUCCUGACUCACCAGCGAGUGAGGCACACUGGAGAGAAACCCUACAAAUGUGAGGAGUGUGGCAAGGGCUUCACUCGGUCCUCCACCCUUCUGGACCAUCAGAGAGGCCACACUGGAAACAAGCCCUAUCAGUGUGGCGCUUGCUGGAAGAGUUUCUGUCACAGCUCGGAGUUUAACAAUCACAUACGAGUCCACACGGGAGAGAAACCCUAUGUAUGUGAGGAGUGUGGGAAAGGCUUCAGCCAGGCCUCCCAUCUUCUGGCCCAUCAGAGAGGCCACACGGGAGAGAAACCCUACAAAUGUAGCACGUGUGGGAAGGGAUUCAGCCGGAGUUCAGAUCUUAACGUUCAUUGUAGAAUCCACACAGGAGAGAAACCCUAUAAAUGUGAGAGGUGUGGUAAAGCCUUCAGUCGAGUCUCAAUUCUCCAAGUGCAUCAGAGGGUCCACAGUGAAGACAAACCGUAUCAGUGCUCAGAGUGUGGGAAGGGCUUCACUGUAGAGUCUCACCUUCAAGCCCACCAGAGGUCCCACACUGGAGAGAGACCCUAUCAGUGUGAGGAGUGUGGGAGAGGCUUCUGUCGGGCGUCCAACUUUCUAGCUCAUCGUGGGGUCCACACAGGAGAGAAACCAUAUCAAUGUGACGUGUGUGGGAAACGCUUCCGGCAGAGGUCCUACCUCCACGACCACCACAGGAUCCAUACGGGAGAGAAACCAUACAGAUGUGAGGAGUGUGGGAAAGUCUUCAGUUGGAGCUCAUACCUCAAAGCCCACCAGAGAGUCCACACGGGAGAGAAACCGUACAAGUGUGAGGAGUGUGGGAAGGGCUUCAGCUGGAGUUCAAGCCUCCUGAUUCACCAGCGAGUCCAUACUGAGGAUGAGGGACGCAAAGAUUUCCCUGCGUCAGAAGGCUCACAGGGGAAACAAACUCUAUGAUGUUUUAUAUUUUGGAAUUUCAAAUGGAAGCUGAAAGGUCCCAAUUCUUAGAGUUCUCAAGGCAGACAAAGGAGUUGUAGGAUCCGUAUUUGACUGGAACGGGAUGCUUGGGAGACCACAGAUAGAGAAGCCUUAUAAGUUGGAGCUAUGUAGACUUUGGUCAGAACCUUGACCUUUAAUCCAUGGAGACAGGAACUGUGGGAAGGUGGAGUGUGAUCUGGAGGUCUCUCAAAGGAAGGGACCGGAUCUGUUCCACAGGAGCAACUUUCUUACACUGCUGAUUGUGGCCACACAUGGGGCUUCAUAACUGUAAGCGACAGUCAUGGGAUAUUUAGGGACGCUACAAGCUUUCUGCAUAUCCAGUGACCAAAACCUCAGAAUUCAUCAGGUAAGAAAUCCGAGGGGCUUCUGGCAGCUCUUACCCAUGCCGUAACUGUGUGACUUCACUGUAGCCUUCCUCAGAACACACGGUGUGAACCCUUACAUGUCACAGUCGCCACACACAGGGCCCACGGGCGCUGCCUGAAGUCUCUCCGCUCAGGGCCAGCGUCGUCGCCUGUUAUAAACCGCACUGCUUUGGACUGCACACUUCUGCUCUUCCUGAAGCACAGUGCUGUACUUACGGUCCUUUCCCAUUCUCGUUCUUCAGUGCUCACGCAUCAAGCUAGUCUGCUGCGGAUUACGUUGCGUCUCAGCGUGAUUUCAACCGUCACCAUUCCUCCCCUUAACACAACGUGUUCCACGGCACUACUAUGCAAAUUUGGUUUUGUGGUUAAUAAAUUAUCAUUUAUUGAAAUUGUUUCAAAA